AGCUGCAGGCCCCUUGGGCUGCCCAGGCUGCAGCUUGCUCCCAGAGGAUGGCGCUCUCCAACCUGUCCAACUACUUGGACGACAUCGAUAACUACAGCGACUACACAGACUACAGCUACGAGGAGAGCAGCAACGUGUGGACAGCCCCAGCCCACGACCCCAAGGACGUCGCCAGGAUCCUCUCCGUCGUCAUCUACAGCGUGUCCUGCGUGCUGGGCAUCCUGGGCAACGGCCUGGUCAUCGCCAUCAUAACCCUGAAGAUGAAGAAGUCGGUCAACGCCGUCUGGUUCCUCAACCUGGCCGUGGCCGACUUCCUCUUCAACAUCUUCCUGCCCAUCAACAUCGCCUACACCGCCAUGCGCUACCACUGGGUCUUCGGGACGGUCAUGUGCAAGCUGAACUCCUUCCUCCUCAUCCUCAACAUGUACACCAGCGUCCUGCUGCUCACCACCAUCAGCUUCGAUCGCUACGUCUCGGUGGUCUUCCCCGUCUGGUCGCAGAACCACCGCUGCCCCAGCCUGGCCUACCUGGUGUGUUUGGCCAUCUGGACCAUCGGCAUCGUCAUGAGCUGCCCCUCUCUGGUCUUCCGGGACACGGCCCAAGCCCACAACUCCGUCAUUUGCUUCAGCAACUUCUCCCUCUCCAGGAACGCUUCCUACCAAGGCCUGGCGCUGGUGAGGCACCGGACGGUGAACGUCACCAGGUUCCUGGCCGGCUACAUCCUGCCCAUCACCGUCAUCACCUUCUGCUACGUCGCCAUCGCCUUCAACCUGCGCCGCAACCGCCUGGCCAAGACCAAAAAGCCCUUCAAGAUCAUCGUCACCAUCAUCGUCACCUUCUUCCUGUGCUGGAGCCCCUACCACCUGCUGAACCUCCUGGAGACCGAGCCCGGCAUGAUCCCGCGCUCCGCCUUCGAGAUCUUCGUCCCCAUCACCACGGCGCUGGCCGCCUCCAACAGCUGCAUGAACCCCGUCCUCUACGUCUUCAUGGGCCAGGACUUCAAGAAGUUCAAGGUCACCAUCCUCUCCAGACUGGUGAAUGCCCUCAGCGAGGAGACAGGCCACUCCAGCAUCGUUCACAGGAGCUUCUCCAAGAUGUCUUCCAUGACUGAGAAGGAGACCACGGUCCUCUGAAGUCAAGCUGGGUGCCUGCAGGAGGGGCCGCGCUCCUCUGGUGUUGCCCAUGCCCACCGCUGUGAUGGUGACCGCCGUCGUG
Dryobates pubescens (Downy woodpecker) is the source of this 1215-nucleotide messenger RNA. RefSeq names its product chemerin chemokine-like receptor 1 (gene CMKLR1). Gene Ontology annotation, cellular component: plasma membrane. Lineage: Eukaryota; Metazoa; Chordata; Aves; Piciformes; Picidae. Gene Ontology annotation, molecular function: complement receptor activity; G protein-coupled receptor activity. Bases 48 to 1133 code for a protein of 361 amino acids. The record is from RefSeq and is a predicted model, not a curated record. The transcript has a single exon. Gene Ontology annotation, biological process: regulation of calcium-mediated signaling; chemotaxis; inflammatory response.